AAAUAACGAAAUCGAAAUAUAAACUAAUUACAAAAUGGAACAGGAUUUGAAAAGUAAAAUUGAUGAAGCUUGCAGAACUGCUGAAGAAUUUACCAAAUUGUAUUAUGAAAAUUUGGAUAAAAGAAGAUACUUAAUGUCGAGGUUAUACAUGGACGCUGGUACUUUAAUAUGGAAUGGCAAUGGUAUAGAAACCAAAGAAAAUAUUCAAAAAUUCUGGACAGAUUUACCACCAUCUGAACAUACCAUUCUUACUUUAGAUGCACAACCUGUUACAAGUGCAGGAAUAUCAGCAGAAUUAACGUUCCUCAUCAAAGUCAGUGGACAAUUGAAACUUGAUGAAAAAUCAUCUAAAUCGUUCAUUCAAACGUUUCUGAUAACAGCUGUUGGAGACAAAUGGAAAAUAGUUACCGAUUGUUUUAGAGCAGUAGAAACAUAAUUAUAAUCAAGAUGAUGAUAUUAAUAAAUUGUAAAUAAUAAUUUUUUAAUAAAAAAAACUUA
Molecule: messenger RNA, 498 nt
Organism: Polistes dominula (European paper wasp)
Lineage: Eukaryota; Metazoa; Arthropoda; Insecta; Hymenoptera; Vespidae
Gene: Nxt1
Product: NTF2-related export protein 1
Biological process (GO): nucleocytoplasmic transport
Source: RefSeq, a predicted model, not a curated record